Messenger RNA from Hippocampus zosterae (dwarf seahorse), 3783 nucleotides. RefSeq names its product heart development protein with EGF-like domains 1 (gene heg1). Lineage: Eukaryota; Metazoa; Chordata; Actinopteri; Syngnathiformes; Syngnathidae. The coding region runs from base 216 to 3128 and encodes 970 amino acids. The record is from RefSeq and is a predicted model, not a curated record. The transcript has 14 exons. Gene Ontology annotation, molecular function: calcium ion binding. Gene Ontology annotation, biological process: heart development.
AGUGAUAACAGGCUGCUGUUGGCCGCCUCGCCCCCCGGCUCGUUCAUCUUCUUUUCCCCAACCGAUACGACCGGACAUAACGCCGAACUCUCACGCGGGCUAUGGAAGCUCACUAAAAGGCGAGGCUUCCUCUCCCGCUCCAUGCUGUCCCCGGGAGACCCACCGGUCUGUCUUUACUCGACUUCAACGACCACCGCGCUGGCUUCUUUGAAAUUAUGAAAACGUGGUCGCGGGAGCCCGUCCUCGGCUUGUUCCUGUGGGGGCUGGCGUUCACGCUACCGCGGCCCCUCGGGGCAGAGACCCCCAUUAACAGCAGUCCGGAUGCGGGGACGACGGUCGUUUACUCCGCUAGCGGCACCGAUGGAGCGAGCAGCACGGAGGACAAGUUGACUUCUUUCACUUCUCCCUCCAGUGAGAGUUCAUCGGCCCCAUCACAGGAGGACCUGCUGCUGCUCACACGCUCUUCGGACACCGAGCAAACCCAAACUCAGAGAGAAACAAGUACCAGGUCACCGGAGACUGUUGGUGCCUCCACUGAGCCGUUCACCUCCUCCUUGGUUGGCACCUCCUCUGAACCCAAUAGCAGCAGUAGAGACUGGAGGGUCGCCUUACGAACCCAAAACCUGCCUGACGUCUCCACCGGUGUGUCCAGCAAAGCAUCGGUGUCCUCGAUGUCCACAGAGGACUCCAGCCUGCGGCGGGACAGCCCGGUUUCCCCUCUAGGAGACGUCGUGUCCUCCCCAUCGCAGGCGCAAAUCCUCACAGACAGCAUCUUCACCUCGACCGCCAUUAGCCGGGCUGGAGAGCGGGCUCUUCUGUCCGUCACCUCCUCUUUCUCUAACAAAAGCUCCUCCUCGGUCUCGACAGAGCGUUCCAGCUCCCGUCAACCCCUUUCGACUUGGAAUAUACCAUCAAGAGGGGGAGCAGAGACCGAGGACUACACUCACAUUGCCUCGUCCACCAGGAAUGAAGAAACCAGCUCGCUCACUCAAUCAUCAUUUCCAGAGACAUCCACAGGAACCCAAACUCUCGUUGGCCCCCCAAACGCCACUGAGCAUCAACACAUCCUAACAUCUGAGGUGUCUUCACACUUGACACCCACGAUAGCCAGGACUGACCAACUGGAAGAAUCCUUCUCAAUCACUCCUCCGGUCGUCCCGCCCGUAAGGAGCCCCACCCUCGUGUCCUACCAGGAGCCCACGGUGGAAACCACUGCUGAAUCUUCUACCAGUGCCGUCAGCUUCAGCACUCACAGCCUCAGCUGGAGCACGGAGGGAAGUUCAUCCAAGAGCGAGAGGGACAUUGUGGGCUUUAUUUCCACCACAGCUCGUCCACCGAUCAGUAGUACAACUAAUCAGCAGGACUCCCGCGAGGAAACGACUGAGGUCUUCAUCACCACCGCGGCAGUCACAGUCACCGAGAGAUUUGAAUUAACAGAGGAUACAAGUACAUCAACUGUGUCCACCGGAAUCCCUCCGCUGGCAGCCACCUCGUCUUUCAGGCUCCUUAGCACGUCCGAGAUCUCCAAUGCGGAGUCUCCAACCCGGGGCACCAUCCCAUCCACGACCCCCGGAACCACUGACCCCACCCUGGCUCAGCAGAGCUCACCGACCCCCGCUGCUCCCCUUUCCGACACCAGCCAAGCAACCUCAUCGCCUGUCGCGAGCGCCGAGCCCACCGACGUCACCACCUCGAAGCAGGAAACGAGCGCGGCCACGCUGGGCGUCACCACGCCGGGCGUCAAAACGCCAGGCGUCGCCACGCCGGCCGUCUCCACACCGACCCAAAGUCAACCAACCACUGCUCCGCACGCCCUCAGCAGCCCAACAAGGAGCACCGAGGCUGCGUCCACCACUCGCAAACAAACAGACAGGCUGACCACAGAGAUGGCGACGGCCACAACAACCACUCAUGUCCGACCCACCAAGGCAGCUCCAACAACAGGAGGCCCUUGCGCGUCCAACCCGUGUAUGAACGGAGGGACGUGCACAGGCUACGAACGGCGUCAGUUCACUUGCACGUGUCAAGAGGCCUGGACGGGCCCCACCUGCACCCAGGAUGCAGAUGAAUGUGAGAAGGACCCAUGCCCUGUCGGCUCCAGAUGUGUGAACACGAGAGGCUCCUUCGAUUGUGAGUGCCCGCUGGGCUUCGACCUGGAGAAUGGACGUACCUGCACCAAAGCAAAGACCUUUUUGGGAACGUUCCGUGUGAACGGGGUGUCACAUGACCCGAUUGUCUUCAAGAGCGCCACCAUGCAUGAAAUCCAGCGAGAGAUUCUACAGUUGCUCAACGCCUCCCUGUCCCACCUCCGAGGUUACAGCCGCUCCACGCUCAGUAAGAAAGAAGAGGGGAGCGUUCAUAUAUCGGCCGUCAACAUGUUCUCCAUGUCCUCCGACGUGACAAGUGCUGUGGUCUACAACAGCAUCCAGACGUCUCUGAAAAACUGCACCGCUUCACAGUCUCACUGCCUCGUGGUGCUGCGACAUAGACUCACUUAUCACGUGGAGAGGCUCUGUAUGGCCCAGAAGAUUCAGUGCAACCCUGAGCGUUCCGCCUGCACUGAUGUAAGCGGCACAGCCCAAUGCCAAUGUCUACCAGGUUAUUACAAACACAAUCUCGAUGACCUGUCCUGCUUCGAAUGUGGGGAUGGCUACAAGCUGGAAAAUGGCACCUGUGUCCCGUGCAUGUUCGGAUUUGGAGGAUUCAACUGCGGAAACUUUUACAAGCUGAUUGCGGUUGUCGUAUCGCCUGCGGGGGGCGCCCUGCUCCUUAUCCUCAUCAUUGCUCUUAUUGUCACUUGCUGCAAGAAGGACAAGAAUGACCUCAACAAGAUCAUCUUCAAGAGCGGAGACCUCCAGAUGUCUCCCUACGCCGACUUCCCCAAGAGCAACCGCAUCUCCAUGGAGUGGGGCCGGGAGACCAUCGAGAUGCAAGAGAACGGCAGCACCAAGAACCUGCUGCAAAUGACGGACAUUUACUAUUCUCCUGCGUUGCGGAACUCUGACCUGGAUAGAAAUGGUUUGUACCCAUUCACUGGUCUUCCGGGAUCUCGUCACUCUUGUAUUUACCCAGCCCAAUGGAACCCAUCCUUCAUAAGUGACGACUCGCGCCGCAGAGACUACUUCUAAGCUUGAACACAAAACACGCACUGUAUGCCUUAUCCGAAACAAGGGCGACUGACAGUCGUCGACAUUCGGCAGCAGACUGACAAGACUCAAGUGACGACGUGUGACUCAAGUGCGCAAUUUUGCAAGUAAAAUGUGCCCUGAAAAAUCUUCUCGGCCCAUUUCAGUGCCUUUGCAUGGGUCAAGCUCAUUUCCUUCAUGAGACGAGAAAAUGCAAAAACAUUUGUUUCGCUGAUGAACGUUCAUGGAGCCGCAAGCGAUUUCGUUCGAGUCUGCUGAUAAAGCUGCCGUAGAUGACGCUGAUUGAAAAGAAAAAAAAAAAUCAGUUACGGGGAAACUGAAUAGUGACUUUGUGAUCCGAUACCAGCUUUUAUUUAUUCAGAUUGCUCAAGUGCAGGACAUGUGGCAUUGUGAAAAUGUCAAUCAAAUACACUGAAAGACAAAACAUGUGGCUUUAAAGUGUGUAUGCGGUGUGUUUAUGUGUGACCGAGUUAGUAUCUGUGUACUAGAAGUACAGUAUUGUAAGUGCCAAGUGUGUUGGAUUGUAAAGAUGUAGCAUAAUUUGUUUUGAAUAUUAUUAUGCAACUUAUAUCCCCUCUCCAUUCUGGCGUUUUAGUCGGAUGUGUUUAUUUAAUUAAUUAAAAACAUAUUGCACAGA